Molecule: messenger RNA, 1044 nt
Organism: Centruroides sculpturatus (bark scorpion)
Lineage: Eukaryota; Metazoa; Arthropoda; Arachnida; Scorpiones; Buthidae
Product: patched domain-containing protein 3-like
Exons: 4
Coding region: 1-1044 (347 amino acids)
Cellular component (GO): membrane
Source: RefSeq, a predicted model, not a curated record
AUGACGAAUAGCUGGAUAAAAAGCAAACCACUACUUGGAUUGGCAAGUGUAAUCAACGCUGGCUUAGCUGUAUCGUCAUCUUUUGGAUUAAUGGCUGCAUUAGGUGUUGAAUUCACUUACUGGAAUGCUACGAUUCCAUUCUUAGUUCUUGUUACCGAGAUAGAUGAUGCUUUCGUAUUAAUAGCAUGUUGGAGAAUCACUGAUCCCAAACAUUCAAUUCAAAAACGCAUGGAAGUAACAUAUGGAGAAGCAGGAGUUUCUAUUACUUUAACUUCACUCACUAAUUCCAUUUCGUAUUACAUCGGGAUGAUGGCUCCUUUCUCUUUCAUUCGAAUAUUCAGUUAUUAUACUGCAACUUGUGUCGUUUUGAAUUUUGUUUAUCAAAUAACGUUUUUCGGAGGAUGCUUGGCUAUAAGUGGAUAUAGAGAACAACGAAAUCUUCGAUCCAAAAAAUUUGUCAGAUGUGAACAAAAUGAUGAAGAUAACGAGAAUAAUAACGCCAAAGAAGAAGAAUUUACUAUGGCACAUUUUAGAGAUUCAUUAGGAAAGAUAAUUUCCAACCCAAUAGUUUUUUAUUAUGGGAAAACAUUAAGAGAUUUAUUGAAAAUUGCUGAAAAUUCCGAAAUUCCUGUACUUGUGCAUUGUAUUUUGUCUGGUUUUAUCGAGCAAGGCAUUAUCAUAGGAGAAAUGAUUCAACAAUUAUUUUGGAUAACUGCCAUAUUGAUAGCAGCAGUUUUUUUACUGUUUGUACCGAAUUUACUAGUUGCAAUUACUGUAGCAAUAUCUGUCGUAUCGGCAAUGGUAGAAACAUUAGGUUAUAUGUCGUUUUGGGGAGUCAACUUGGAUAUUAUAUCAAUGAUGAGCCUUAUUCUGUGUGUGGGAUUCAGCUUGAACUAUCCUGCUCAUAUUUCGUACGCAUAUGUCAUGUCGCAAUGCGAAACACCAAACGAAAAACUAAAAGAUUCUCUGUAUCGUAUUGGUUUUCCAAUACUUCAAGGAUCAUUGACCACAGGAAUAGGAAUAGGAAUUGAUUUUAUAUUCUGA